AUGGCUCCACAUGUGCUUCUCAUAGGAGCUCACGGGAAAAUCGCUCAGCUCUUGACUCCUCUUUUGCUAGCUAAAUCUUGGAAUGUCACUGGCAUGAUCCGCACCGCUGAGCAAAAGGCCACCAUUGAGAAGCUCGGGCAAGGGCAGCCGGGUAAACUAAGCGUACUCGUCAGCAGCGUUGCGGAUGUGAAGAGCGAGGCCGAUGCGAAGAAGAUUCUAGAUCAAGUCAAGCCAGAUUGGGUGGUUUGGAGUGCUGGCGCUGGGGGCAAAGGAGGUCCCGAGAUGACGUUUGCCGUUGACCGCGAUGCGGCCAUCUCGUUUACAAAAGCGAGCACCCACACACCAAGCAUCAAGAAAUUUCUCACAGUCUCAUAUCUCGCCUCUCGCCGAAGCAGGCCCUCAUGGUGGUCAGACAAAGAUUGGGAGGCCGCCCAAAACAUUAACAACGAAGUAUUGCCCAAUUACUAUAAAGCUAAAGUCGCUGCCGACGAAGUUCUGACCAUUCUCUCAAAAGAGCGCAACGAUAAUGAGGCGAGAGAUUCUGUUCCUGUCAAAGAGCGCUUCACUGGGAUCAGUCUCCGACCCGGAACACUGACUGAUGAGAAGGCAGGUGGCGUCAAGGUUGGGAAGAUUGGGGUUGGGGAUAAGACAAGCCGCGCUACAGUUGCGGGGGCUAUUGUGGCAGCCUUGGAAACUGAGGGUGCGAAGGGCUGGAUCGACAUUAUCGAUGGGCGUGAUGAUGUUAGUACGGCGAUUCAGCAGCUAACCAAAGAAGGCAUGGAUUCCGUAGAUGAGGAGGACUUAGAGACGAUGAUAGAGAAUAUCGCCAAGUUGUGA
Molecule: messenger RNA, 837 nt
Organism: Cucurbitaria berberidis CBS 394.84
Lineage: Eukaryota; Fungi; Ascomycota; Dothideomycetes; Pleosporales; Cucurbitariaceae
Exons: 2
Coding region: 1-837 (278 amino acids)
Source: RefSeq, a predicted model, not a curated record